Molecule: messenger RNA, 4698 nt
Organism: Salmo salar (Atlantic salmon)
Lineage: Eukaryota; Metazoa; Chordata; Actinopteri; Salmoniformes; Salmonidae
Gene: clip1b
Product: CAP-GLY domain containing linker protein 1b
Biological process (GO): positive regulation of microtubule polymerization; cytoplasmic microtubule organization
Cellular component (GO): nucleus; microtubule plus-end; cell cortex
Molecular function (GO): microtubule plus-end binding
Source: RefSeq, a predicted model, not a curated record
AUUUUCAGGGGGACUUUUAUUCUGGAAAAUAGCCGUAUGAUCACCUGGCCUUAAUGCCGCUAUGUUCACAAUGCUAGGCCGUUCUUAUUACACAUCAGUGUGCUGGGCCGUGAUUGGGAAUUAACGGGCGUACUGUUGCAGUUAUUUUAAUCGCUUCGAUCAAAACAGUGAUUUAUCGACUACACUUCAGGCCUCGGCCUCAAGGGGGGGCAGAACAAAGUAGGUGGUGGGGCAGGAAGGCCUAGCCCCCCCAUCCUGACAAGAGGCCAGCCCCAGCUUCUGCUCCAGUAGACCAUAGCCUCUUCAGGACCAAGCAGGGACCAUGAGCACAGGCAAGCCCAGUGGAAUCAAGCCUCCCAGCAAGAUAAGCAGGCCAACUGGAUUACCCACACGCACCUCCCCUUCCUCUACUGCUCCAAAGCCUGUUCCUCCUGAGAAGUCUCCCACCCAGGAUGGAGAAAUAGACUACCAGGUGGGGGAGAAGGUGUGGGUCAACGGCAACAAGCCAGGAUAUGUCCACUUCCUGGGGGGCACGCAGUUUGCCCCAGGCCAGUGGGCCGGCAUCGUCCUGGAUGAGGCCAUCGGAAAGAAUGACGGGUCGGUGGCGGGGGUCCAGUACUUCCAGUGCGAGGACGGCAGAGGAAUAUUCACACGCCCCUCCAAGCUGACCAAGACGGCUAUGCCAGAGAUGGAGGCCAACUGUGGGCAGCCUAACCCUGGCGAGACAGGGGCAAACUCCCCUACCGCUGCUGCUGCUGGGGCUGCUAAUACCACUGGUAACAGCACCAAGACACCGCUGAGCAGAACCAUGACGGGCAGUGGGUCAGUGUCCAACCUCUCUGAGACAGACUCAGCCAAGAAGACCAGAAGAGAAUUGAGACUGGGAGACCGCGUGCUGGUGGGAGGUAAUAAGUCGGGGGUGGUGAGGUUCAUGGGGGAGACAGAGUUUGCCAAGGGGGAGUGGUGUGGAGUGGAGCUGGACGAACCACUGGGGAAGAAUGAUGGAGCCGUGGCUGGAUCCAGGUACUUCCAGUGCCUGCCGCGGUACGGCCUGUUUGCGCCGGUCCACAAGGUGAGUCGUAUCGGCUUCCCCAGCACCCUGGCUAAAGCCAAGUCCUCCUCACGGAGACGCUCCACCAUGAAGAGGAGUCCUAGCGGCUCCUCCUUGAGCUCCCUGAGCUCUGUCACCUCCUCUGUUAGUGGGAAACCCAGCCGCGCUGGCCUGCUGACCGAGACCUCGUCGCGGUAUGCUCGUAAGAUCUCUGGCACUACAGCGCUACAGGAAGCCCUGAAGGAGAAGCAGCAGCACAUCGAGCAGCUAUUGGCCGAGAGGGACAUGGAACGUGGGGAGGUUGCCAAGGCAACCAGCCAUGCUGGGGAGGUGCAGCAGGAACUGUCACUGCUCACGAAGGUUCAGGGGCAGUAUGUUAUGGAGAUGGAGGCUAAGCUAGAUCAACUGCGUGAACUGGUGGAGACAGCAGACAGAGACAAGGUGGAGCUGCUGAACCAACUGGAGGAAGAGAAGAGGAAAGUGGAAGACCUGCAGUUCACUGUGGAGGAAGCUUGCAUCACUAAAGGUGACCUAGAGACGCAGACCAAACUGGAGCAUGCCCACAUUAAGGAGCUUGAGCAGAGCCUUCUGUUUGAAAAGACCAAAGCUGACAAACUGCAGAGGGACUUAGAGGACACUAGGGUGGCCACAGUGUCUGAGCGGUCUAGGAUCAUGGAGCUGGAGAGAGAGGUGGUGGAGCUGCAGUUGAGACUACGGUCCUCCCAGCAGACAGAGGGUGCUGUGUCGCUGUCACCAGAGGAGCUCAGCGACCUCAAGGCCCGGGCCCAGUCCCAGGAGAAGAAGAUCAGUGAAAUUAGUGUGGAGCUGGACAACAGGCAGGAACAGCUUCGCUCUGUGAAGGAGGACAAAAUCUCCCUGGAACAGCAGCUAACCAGCCUGAGACAGAAACUGGACGCUGCAGAGAAAGACAACAAGACGAUGGCGCAAACCAUGCAUGAGCUGGAGAAGAGAGUGGAGCAGGCGGGAAAAGAGAGGGAGGCACAGAGAAAAGAGAACCAACGCACAGAGGAAGAGCUUCAGGAUAGACUGACGCAGGCUGCUGAGUCGUCAGAGAGGACCACCCACUCCGUGGAGCAGCUGACCAAUGAGAAGACAGCGCUGGAGGCUCAGCUCGAGGCGCUGAAACAGCAGAAUUCCAAAUUCCAGGAAGAACUCAGUCUCUCGCAGGAGCGGAGCACCUCGGAAAACCAGCGCAUCGGAAAUCUGUGCAAGGAAAUUGAGGAACUGAAGCUGAACAGUCAUAAGUCUCAGUACCAGCAAGACAUGAAAGACAGGGAAACUCUAUCCAACCAGGAGACAGGGGAGGAGAGAAACUUCCAGAAGACAGAUAAGGACAAGGAGCUGGACACUCUGAGGAAUGAGAUUGCGGUGCUGCGAGGUGAGAACGCCAUAGCCAAGACGCUGCAGUCUGCCGUUGAGGCGCUGGAGAGAGACAAGGCCCAGCUACAGGGAUGUGUCACCAGCCUGGAGCAAAGGCUCAUGGGACAGCAGGCCUCCGAGGGAGGGGACAGUGGAAUGCCUUCCUCAGGUGACGCAGUUCUGGACCAGCUGAGAGAAGAGAAGGAGUUUGCAGAGGGACAGAUUAACUUCCUGAACAGUGUGAUCGUGGACCUGCAGAGGAAGAACGAGGAGUUGAAGGUGAAGCUGAAGAAGAUGGUUCUGGCUGAGUUCAACGGCAACGACGGCACUGACGGUUUGGAAGAGUGUGGAUCUAAGAAGGACAAGAAGGCUCCUCCUCGUCUGUUCUGUGAUAUUUGUGACUGUUUCGAUCUCCAUGACACCGAAGACUGUCCGACCCAGGCCCAGAGCCCUGACUCAGUGCCCCACUCUUCCUUCAAGGGCAAGCCAGCCGACCAGCGGCCGUACUGCGACAUCUGUGAGGCCUUUGGUCACUCCACAGAGUCCUGCCAAGAUGACCAGACCUUCUAGAAUCACUCUCAUCCACAGUAUCCCACCCCUGCCCUGCACAGACCGCCAAACACCAACCAGACUCCCUCUGGGUUUUUAUAUCGGAUUUAUAUACGUCACUUACUGUCACAGUCCACUUAGAUAACUCAAAAUCCCCCACUACGUAACUCUCCUAUUACUUCUACUACUUCCUCUCACAAACUUUUCUCUCCUCCCUCUCCAACUCUCCUUUCCUCACUCUCCUCCCUCUCUCUAAUUCUCCUCCCUCUCCUCUCUAACUCUCCUCCCUCUCUCUAACUCCCUCUCCGACAUGUAAUAUCCAUGUUAGGAACUAAAGGAAUUAGUCUUCUGUUAUUAGUUCAUAAACAAAACAUCUUCUGUUAUUAGUUCAUUCUUUUAUGUUUAAAAAAAAAAAUAAUAUUAUAUACAGCAUGGGUUGGGUUUUGACUUCAGUUCUCCCAGGAAUUAAACUUCCUAUAUGUAACCGGGCAAGAGGGAAGGCAUUUGAUGAUGCAGACGUCCGUGAAGGUGAAGGGCCUGGAUGCACCAGAGUGGUUCACUGCUAAUAGCACUAUUAAUGAUGACUGUUUCUCAAACACAUUCCUGUCUUUCACAUGUCACAUUCCCGAGUCAGUGUGCUGUGUCCAGACCCUGACCCUUUUAUUUAUUUAUUUAACCCUUAUUUUACCAGGUGAGUUGACUGAGAACACAUUCUCAUUUACAGCAACGACCUGGGGAAUAGUUACAGGGGAGAGGAGGGGGAGGGAUGACCCUAUGGAUGUCCCCUCCACAAAGGGAACAGGGUAAUACCACAGGACACACAGUCUACCUGUACUACCAGGUUGUGUUCAGCAGGCACAAAAUGAUAGAGGACAUUUUGGAACUGAGGAGUUAUUUUGGGAAAUUCUCCAGAAAAACGCACAUGAUGUUUUAAUGCCUACUGCACAUCAGCCUGGUGCUGGUGGCAGGUGUUCACCCAAACUAAGGUAACCGAACGCCAGCCACUUAACUUGUUGUUGCACUACUCACUUUAAAACUCCCUCUUUAGAAUCCAGGACACACUUAGAAACUGCCACGCUAAAUGAAAAAACUAACUUUUCGACACGGAAAACGACCUAGUUACUGUCACCUUUUAUGUGCAGCCUGUGUAUUUUAUGUAUUGUCUUUUAAAAACGACCUGUCCUGUAAUAGAUAUAUAUACGUGUACUAGAGCUAUGUACUGAAGCACACAGUUUGGAUCAUAUUGAAUCGCCCGGUGUAACAAAGCUAUGUAUGAUAGAUCUAUGGGACUAACCAAUGACACCGGCCUUUGUAAAUAACCAUCAGAAGCUUUCUGAAAAACUAAAUGUGCACAAGGUGCCAUGGAAACAAAAAGGAUCUUUUACGUGCAUUUUAUUUUUCUGCUCUGCUGAUAGACUGACCCGUACGCUGUAUGAUUAACGAUGUACCGGCUCCAGGGAACAAACAUAACGCACUUGUAAUGAUGUUAUUAACUCUAUAAGCACAUUGUGGACUCUUUACUAAGUGACGUGACUGUUUAGUGCACUGUUUUCUAUGUUUCAAAUAACGCUAAGGCAUCAUCUAUAAAGGCUUUAUAAAGGGUUUGUUAAUUGGUAGACUGUUAUAAACCCUUUACAGAUGAGGACCCUACUGUAAAGCGGUACUGGUUUUCUAUGUUGUGUACAAAAAAUACAAUAAAAACAAAUACUCUACCUGUA